UUGACUCGAUAUAGUGAAGGGGAAGAAGAAGAAGCCACCAUGGCUCUGUGUUAACGUUAGCUUGGAUCUAGGAUUAGCUCUUUAUAGUUUUAUCAACGGUACAUUUCCAGACGUGUCUCCUUCAGACUGACAAGGAUCGGUUUCAUGAAGCCGUUCAACAAGUUGUUGUAAACUAGGUUGUGACACCUUCAGUUGAGAUGAACCGCCCCAAACCUGCAGCUCUCCGGCGCCCCAGUGCUGCCAAACCAUCAGCUCACCCACCCCCGGGGGAUUUCAUUGCCCUCGGAUCCAAGAGCCAGGGUGCAGAGCCCAAAGCCCCCGCCGUCCUCCUGAAGCCAGCAUCCACAGGUCUACCAGCGGACCGUAAGAGAGAGACUUCCUCCACUCUGCCCUCCUCAUCGGGGCUGUCCAGCCUCACCAAGCGUCCCAAACUCUCCACCACCCCUCCAGUCAGUGCCCUGGGAAGACUCGCUGAUGUAGCUGCAGGGGACAAAAGGGCGAUUUCGCCCUCAAUAAAGGAGCCAUCAGUGGUUCCCAUUGAAGUGUCACCGGCGGUGCUGCUGGACGAGAUUGAAGCCGCAGAGUCUGAAGGUAACGAUGAUCGCAUUGAGGGACUGCUGUGUGGAGCGGUGAAACAGCUCAAGAUGAACCGAGCAAAACCUGACAUCACGCUGUACCUAAGUCUCAUGUUCCUGGCCAAAAUCAAGCCCAAUGUGUUUGCAACUGAAGGAAUUAUUGAGGCCCUUUGUAGCCUCCUGCGUCGUGAUGCUUCUAUCAACUUCAAAGCAAAGGGGAACAGCCUGGUGUCUGUUCUUGCUUGCAAUCUUUUGAUGGCAGCCUACGAGGAGGAUGAGAACUGGCCUGAGAUUUUUGUUAAAGUGUACAUCGAAGACUCUCUGGGAGAAAGAAUCUGGGUGGACAGUUCUCACUGUAAGAAUUUCGUCGACAACAUCCAGACUGCUUUUGGCACAAAGAUGCCUCCAAAGAGUAUGCUGCUUCAGGCCGACACCGGUCGCUCUGGUGGAGAUCUCAGUGCAGGUAGCAGCCCCCACCCUUCAACACCUGAUGAGGAUGACAGCCAGACAGAACUGCUGAUAGCAGAAGAGAAACUCAGUCCUGAGGAUGAGGGGCAGGUGAUGCCGAGGUAUGAAGAACUGGCAGAGAGUGUGGAGGACUAUGUGCUGGACGUGCUCAGGGAUCAGUUGAACCGCAGGCAGCCGAUGGACAACGUGUCACGAAACCUGCUGCGUCUGCUUACAGCCACAUGUGGCUACAAAGAGGCACGACUCAUGGCUGUGCAGAGGCUGGAGAUGUGGCUCCAGAACCCGAAGCUUACUCGACCAGCCCAAGACCUCCUCAUGUCUUUGUGUAUGAACUGCAACACACACGGAGCAGACGACAUGGAGGUGAUCUCCAACCUGAUCAAGAUCCGGCUCAAACCUAAAGUGCUCCUCAACCACUACAUGUUGUGUGUCAGGGAGCUGCUGAACGCACACAAAGACAACCUUGCCACGAUGGUAAAGCUGGUGAUCUUCAAUGAGCUGUCCAAUGCCAGAAAUCCCAACAACAUGCAAGUUCUCCAUACAGUGCUCCAGCACAGCCCAGAACAGGCUCCGAAGUUCUUGGCGAUGGUGUUCCAGGACCUGCUAACCAAUAAGGAUGAUUACCUCCGUGCCUCCCGAGCUUUGCUGAGAGAGAUCAUCAAACAGACAAAGCAUGAGAUUAACUUCCAGUCCUUCUGCUUCGGUUUGAUGCAGGAGAGGAAGGAGACCAGCUACGUGGACAUGGAGUUCAAAGAGCGUUUUGUUAUCCAAGUGACAGAUUUACUGACUGUCUCCAUGAUGCUGGGCAUCACUGCUCAGGUCAAAGAAGCCGGCCUUGCAUGGGACAAAGGCGAGAAGAAGAGUCAGUGCCAUCUUGACGUCCUCAGGUCCUUCCAGAAUCAGAUUGCUUCCAUACAGAGAGACGCUGUGUGGUGGCUUCACACUGUGGUUCCCACCAUCAGCAAAGUUGGUGCAAAAGACUACGUUCAUUGCCUUCACAAAGUACUUUUCACAGAGCAACCCGAGACAUAUUACAAGUGGGACAACUGGCCUCCUGAGAGUGACAGAAAUUUCUUCCUUCGUCUCUGCUCCGAGGUUCCUCUGUUGGAGGACACACUGAUGCGCAUUCUGGUGAUCGGCCUGUCGCGUGAUUUGCCUCUGGGCCCGGCUGACGCCAUGGAGCUGGCAGAUCACCUGGUUAAAAGGGCGGCUGGAGUUCAGUCUGAUGCUGCAGAGGUGACUGACUGUUCGAAAACAGAUCUGGAGGUCCUGAGAGUGGAGAGGAUCCAACUCAUCGAUGCGGUGCUGAAUCUGUGCACAUAUCACCACCCAGAGAACAUUCAGCUGCCAGCGGGGUACCAACCACCAAAUCUGGCGAUAUCCGCGCUCUAUUGGAAGGCUUGGCUGCUGCUGCUUGUGGUGGCUGCAUUUAAUCCGCAGAGAAUAGGUUUGGCUGCUUGGGACGGCUAUCCAACGCUGAAAAUGCUCAUGGAGAUGGUUAUGACAAAUAACUACACCUACCCUCCUUGCACCAUUGCUGAUGAGGACACAAAGACAGAGAUGAUCAACAGGGAGCUGCAGAUGUCCCAGCGAGAGAAACAAGACAUUCUGGCCUUUGAGAGUCACCUAGCAGCAGCGUCCACCAAACAGACCAUCACAGAGAGCAACAGUCUGCUGUUAUCUCAACUUACCAGCCUGGAUCCACAGGGUCCUCCUCGUCGACCUCCACCACAGUUCCAGGAGCAAGUCAAAAGCCUCAACCAGUCCCUGCGUCUGGGACACCUCCUCUGCCGCAGUCGCAACCCAGACUUCCUCCUCAACAUCAUCCAGAGACAGGCUUCCUCUCAGUCCAUGCCCUGGUUGGCUGAUCUGGUUCAGUCCAGUGAGGGGUCCUUGGAUGUGCUUCCAGUGCAGUGCCUGUGUGAAUUCCUUCUGCACGAUGCUGCAGAUGAGAGUCUGCCGAUAGAGGACGACGAAGAAGGAGAGAGCAAAGAGCAGAGGGCCAAGAAGAGACAAAGACAACAGAAGCAAAGGCAGCUGCUUGGACGACUGCAGGAUCUUUUGCUAGGUCCUAAGGCUGAUGAACAGACAACAUGUGAAGUGUUGGAUUAUUUCCUGCGUCGUCUUAGCUCUUCUCAGGUGGCAUCGAGAGUCCUGGCUAUGAAGGGUUUGUCUUUGGUGCUGAGCGAAGGAGGCUUGAAGGAUGGAGAUGAGCGGGAUCAACCCAUGGAGGAAGAUUCUGCAGAUGCUGAGCUGUUGCCGGGUUACCAAUGGUUGCUGCAGGACCUCCCAAAACUCCCCUUGUUUGACAGUGUGAGGGGCAUGACGUCCACUGCUCUGCAGCAGGCCAUUCACAUGGAGACUGAUCCACAGACAAUCAGUGCCUAUCUCAUCUACCUUUCCCAGCAUGCACCAGUGGAGGAGCAGGCCUCUCAUAAUGACCUUGCACUGGAUGUUGCGCGGCUGAUCGUCGAGCGUUCAACCAUCAUGAACAGCAUGUUCUCCAAACACUCCUCCAGGCCUGAGUCCAAUGCUGUGCUCUCUGCUUUCCUCACCAUCUUCUCUGCUUACAUUAAGAGGAUGAGGAAGACGAAAGAGGGCGAGGAUCUUUACAGCUGGUCAGAAUCUCAGGACCAGGUGUUUUUGCGUUGGACCACAGGCGAAACUGCAACCAUGCACAUCCUGGUAGUCCAUGCCAUGGUCAUCCUGCUGACUCUGGGGCCCCCUAAAGGAGAGAGUGAUUUCUAUGCUCUUUUGGACAUUUGGUUCCCUGACAAGAAACCUCUACCCACUGCCUUCCUGGUUGACACUUCAGAAGAGGCCCUUCUGCUGCCUGAUUGGUUGAAACUGAGGAUGAUCCGAUCAGAAGUCUCUCGAUUGGUUGACGCAGCUCUGCAUGACCUGGAGCCUCAACAGUUGCUGCUGUUUGUUCAGUCCUUUGGCAUUCCUGUGUCCAGCAUGAGUAAACUGCUGCAGUACCUGGAUCAGGCUGUUUCCCAUGACACCGACGCACUUGAGCAGAACAUCAUGGACAAACACUACAUGGCCCACCUGGUUGAGGUGCAGCAUGAGCGAGGUGCCACCGGGGGGCACACUUUCCAUUCAUUACUGAGCUCCUCUCUUCCUCCUGACAAAGAUUCUUCUGAAACAAGUAAGGCUACAGUUACCGUGGAGACGCCCCACAGCUCUGUGAAGAUGAAAGCGGCCAGUCAGCUUCCUGCAGUCGGGCCUGACGAUGAUCUCACUGGCAUGUUGCUUCAGAUAUUCCCCAUAAAGGUGGACCCUCGCUGGCAUGGCCCGCCUCCCAGCCACCUCUCUCUAGCCCUGCAGCAAGCCUUGGCUAAAGAACUGAUGCGAGCCAAACAAGGCCAGGUUCAGCAGGGUGGGUUGGCAUUUCGCCUCCUACAGGCCAUCGCUGCCCUGCUCACCUCUACCCAUGCAGGCCCCAUUGUCAUGUCCAUGCACUGUAGCCACGCCCUCUCCUGUCCUCUCAUGCGCCAACUGCACCUCUAUCAGCGUCUCGUGUCCCAGGACGUUGCUUUUUCCUCACUGUUCCUCAAGGUCAUCGUUGAGGUGUUGAUCUGGUUGGACAACCCAACGGUGGAGGCAGGACCUCUGAAGACUCUGCUCAGAUCCCUCGCUAGUCAGAACUCUCACAAACACAGGCAUAAUGAUGUGCGGACAGGUUUCCUCCACCUGGCUGAGGCUUUGGCAUAUCGCAGAGACACUGAGGUCCCACUGAGGACCAUCAUCGCAAUGCUGAAAUCUGGAGACAGGUGUAAUGCAGAAGCAGAGCUCAUUGGCAAAGUGUUACAGGGGCUGAUGGAGGUGAAGUCGCCAUAUUUAGAGGAGCUACUGUCUCUGCUGAUGACUGUGGGCACACAGAACGGGACCUCUGGCCCGGUUGCAAUGGUGAUUUCCCUGCUGCUCCAAGAAAGUGAGGAGCGAGCCGUGAAGAAGGAAGUGGAUUCUAACAACAGCUCUGAGGUGACCAAGUCAGGACUGAGCUCCGGGCUGCUCGUUGAUUGGUUGGAGUAUCUCGACCCAGAGGUCACGUCGGUGUGUCCGGACCUUCAACAGAAACUGCUGUUCACCCUCAACAAAGUACGAGGCACCCCCGCAUACAGACCCUAUCUUCUGGCCUUGCUCACACAUCAGUCAAACUGGUCCACCCUCCUGCAGUGUAUCAGUGCUCUUCUCAUCAAGCGACGAGACUACAAAUUGGACCCAUCAUCAGCCCUUGAUUUCCUGUGGGCGUGCAGCCACAUCCCCCGUAUCUGGCAAGGACGUGACCAGAAGAUCCCUCAAAAGAAAACGGAGAAGUUUGUGCUGCGACUCAGUUCAGAGGAGCUCAUCAGCCUGGUGGACCUGAUCUUGUCUGAGUCGGAGCUCAACAGUCGCGACUCACAACAUGACGACAGCGUCAGCGUGGACCAGGCCUCCCGCUCCCUCAUCCAGUCCCGGCUGCCCCUCCUUCACUCCUACUGCAACGGAGAUCUGGAAAACAUCAAGAAGGUGUCGGAGUACCUCAUCAACUGCACAAAGAAAUGGGAGGACAGUUCGAUGAAUAAGAGGUGCCAGAACUUUCUGCUGCAGAUCUACCUGCAUUUUCCAGAGGUCAUCCAGCACGUCACCCUGCCCGACGGCACCCUGAGCAGCGGAGGAGCUGCGGAUGGCAGCAGCUGCAAGCUCGACGUCCUGGUCCAUCGUCUGGUCACUCUGCUCGCUGACGUUGGAGACUCAAAGUCUGUUGAAAACCGCGUGUCUGACGCCAACCUGGCCUGUCGUAAGAUGGCUGUGUCGCACCCUGUCCUUUUGCUGAGACACCUGCCCAUGAUCGCAGGGCUUCUCCACGGCCGCAUUCACCUGAACAUGCAGGAGUUUCGGCAGCAGAACCACAUGACCUUCUUCAGCAACGUGCUCGCCAUCCUGGAGCUGCUGCAGCCACUCGUGUUCCACAGCGACCACCAGAGGGCGCUUCAAAACUGCCUUCUCUCCUUCAUGAAGGUCCUUCAGAACUUUCAGAGGACUCGUUCUCCGUUGGUCUUCAUCAACAAAUUUCUGCAGUUCACGCAGAAGUACAUCACGCACGAUGCAGCGGCCGCCAUUCCUUAUCUGCAGAAGCACUCGAACAUAUUACAGAAUCUGUGUGCAGAGAACCCGGACCUGGUCCAGCUGAAGUCUCUGCUGGCUGGACUCACGUUGCCAGUGAAAAACUCCUCUGCAGAGGUCGCGACAGAGGACAGAGAUGAUGACGUGUCCACUGGUUCCCUUCCUCUCGUCAACAUAUCUGCCUCCGUCUCACUGAGCGCGGCUGACAUGACGAUGUACCUGAAAAAGAUGUCUAGAGGAGAAGCAGUCGAGGAUGUGUUGGAGGUGUUGACAGAGGUGGAUGAUAAGUCGAGGAGGAGCCCAGAGAUCAUCCAAUACUUCAUUAACGAUCUGCAGAGACUCAUGGUUUCCUCUGAGGAGCUGUGUCGGAACAUGGCCUUCAGUCUGGCCCUGCGCUGCAUUCAGAACAAUCCCUGCCUGGCAACAGACUUCCUGCCAACGUUCAUGUACUGUAUGGGCAGUGGGAACUUCGACGUGGUACAGACCGCGCUCAGGAACCUUCCAGAAUACGUGCUUCUCUGUCAAGAACACGCAGACAUCUUGCUCCACAAGGCGUUUGUUGUGGGUAUCUACGGACAAAUUGACACCAGUUCAAUGAUCGCAGAGUCGAUGAAAGUCCUUCACAUGGAGGCGACAACAUAACAGUAAAGCUCACAACUUCCAGUGUCGCUCUCUGCCAUCGCUGCGUUCCAGAUUUUUUUUAGUUUGAUGUCAUAUUAAUUUGAUCACAGCAGAUAAUCAGACUCUCUUCAGUUCUUCACAUUAGAUGCUUCUCCAGCGAGCUACAAACUCCCAGUAGGGGAAUAAUUUAGUGACUUCAAAGAAUGUAUUAAAACUCCCUCUAAAUUAGUUGAACAUGUAAUAAUUACAACUAUGAAAUUACUGCAAUGAAGUCACAAUUAGUGCAUUCAUUACUUCGUGAAGGAAGUAAAUUAUUUUUUUAAUUGAAAAUGUGACAAUACAUUAACCAGUAAUGAAAUUUGAACAAAAACCGGAACAUUAUUAAGUGAUGUUAUCAUAACAUCCAACGUAUAAUACACAAAACUGGGUAAAUAAUAGAAAUGGUUGAUUUAAUUAUUAAAAAUUGUAAUGUAUUUAUAUUACAACUAUAUUCAUAAUUGUAUUAUAGUUCAAGUUGAAGUUAAAUUUAAAUUAUUAUAAACAUGUAUUUUUAGAGGGAGAUUUUUACAUUUCUAGAUGGUCAGCAAUUACAUCAUUCAACAAUACAAGUGUCAUUGUGUAUUAACACUCAUAUUUUUACCUUUGGCUUAAUUUUUUUAAUAGUUUCAACAUGAAAAAUCAACCGCUACAAUCACAUCUUACUUUGUGUAAAUUUUUUUAAUAAACAUCUAAAACAUUUCCAUCAAGAUCCAUCUUGUGAGUUUUAUGAGCAGUUUGCUAAAUAUUGAGACAGCGAACAUGUCAAACAGUUGACUGCAGCUGCCAAACAACUUGAAAAGUAUUAAAAAUGAGAAGCAAAAAUACAAAGACAAUGUCAUUGCGCAAACUAAUAACAAAUGAAAUGAAUUAUUUAAAAUCAUGAUGCUUUCCUGUUACUAGAACACUGUCUGUGAGCUGCAUUGAUAUGAACUGAAUAAAAUAUUUUUUGGGGAAA
Molecule: messenger RNA, 7770 nt
Organism: Paralichthys olivaceus (Japanese flounder)
Lineage: Eukaryota; Metazoa; Chordata; Actinopteri; Pleuronectiformes; Paralichthyidae
Source: RefSeq, a predicted model, not a curated record